UGGCAGAGGCAGCGAUGGGAAUCGCAGCAACGGUUCUUAGACAUUAGGUUGCGCGCCAUCGUUCCAGGCGGUCGCACAUUCCACGUGCCAUAGCCGUAACAACAACCUGCCAGCCGUGAAAAACCAAACUCAAAUACGAACCGAAACUGCCUUCACACAAGUACCUAAACCAAACCCAUAUAGCUGCCAAAUAAACCAAAAAUACCAGAGACACCACGCCGUAACCGCUGUUACCCGGAAACCACAAGAUGGGAUCGCCGGGAUCCCAAGCGCCCGCGAUCGCGAGAGGUCACACGGGAUCGCUGCUCCUGCGUCUCCUUGUCGUGGCCUUCGUCCUCAACGCCUGCCAUGUACCGCUGACAAAUGCCAAGCAAAUCUUGAGUCUCAGCGAUGACCUGGACUUCAUGCUGGCGGACGAAACAUCGCUGCAGGGCAUCAACGAGUCCGAGGGACAGCUCAUUAAGGAUGACGUUGUGGAAGAUGAUGACUUUCUGGAAGACGAUGAGAGCCUGAAGUCCGUAGAGGAGGAUUUGCCAGAGAAGGACGAGUCUACGCCCAACUGGUUCAGCCGGAGUGUCCAUCGUGUCCGACGCUCCAUCAACCGACUCUUCGGCGCCGAUGACGAGGUCAAGGCAGAGCAGAAGCAGCAAUCUAAGCGGGCCAAGCAAAAUCGCGCUGCUGCCAUGGAGCGGCAAAAGGAACUUCGCGCAAGGUACAAGGAGAACCAGAACCGCCAGAAGCAGGUACGAGCAGAGCGCCAACUGGAGAAGCAGCGCUUGGCCAAACGGGCCAACAAUGUGGUCUUCAAUCGCGCCACCGAUCCUCGCAAGCGGGCAUCCGACCUAUACGACGAGAAUGAGGCAUCCGGCUACCAUGACGACGACACCACCUUCUAUCGCACCUACUUUGUGGUCUCUGAGCCUUACUCCAACGACUACAGGGAUCGGGAAAGCGACCAGUUCCAGAACCUGGAAAAACUCCUCGACGACGAUCUGCGCAACUUCUUCCAUCGCAAUUACGAGGGCAAUGAUGACGAAGAGCAGGAGAUCCACACCACUCUGGAGCGGGUGGAACCCACCAAAGACAACUUUAAGAUUCGCGUCCAACUGAAGAUUGAGCUGCCCAAUUCCGUCAACGACUUUGGCAAAAAGUUGCAGCAGCAACUGAAUAUCUUCAACCGGAUCGAACGUCUGGGAGCCUCCGACGAUGACAUAUUCUCCUUCAUGGAAUCGACUGAAGAUACUGUUGGCCAUGGUGGGGCUCAAGGGGUGGCGAAACCGCGGGUGGAUGUAUCUGUAACACCAAGUGGAGUAAAUACAUAUCCUGAAGUAAAUCCAGUCACCGUCCGUGAAGAUUUCUAUGAAGAACCAGUCGAGGUGGCAUUGCCCAAGGAAGAGGUUGAGGGCUCCGGCAGCGAUGACGCCACCUGUCGUGGAGAUGCCACCUUCACCUGUCCCAUCAGCGGCAAGGUCAUUUGCGAUGAAAUGCGCUGCGAUAGGGAGACCCAGUGUCCCGAUGGCGAAGACGAGGAAUUCUGCAACUAUCCAAAGGUUUGCACUGAGGAUCAGUUCAAGUGCGACGAUAAGUGUCUGCCGCUCGAUAGGCGCUGCGAUAGACGCAUCGAUUGCGAUGAUCAGACGGACGAGGCCGGCUGUAAUUGGCCACCCAGCAAUGAGGGUAAUAAUGACGAAGAGGCUCCGCGUCCAGAUGAGGAUGAGCCCCUAGAACCAGAACCUAAAAAUGAUCCCGAACCUGAUACUGGAGAUGAUGAAGAUCGCGAAGAAUUACAGGAGUGUAUGGGCAACGAGUUCAGAUGCAACGAUGGAAAGUGCAUUGAUGCCAGCCUGCGAUGCAAUCAUGUUUCGGACUGCAGCGAGGGCGAGGACGAGAACGAGGAUUGCCCCGCCGCCUGCAGCGGAAUGGAGUAUCAAUGUCGCGACGGCACACGCUGCAUUAGUGUUAGUCAGCAGUGCGACGGUCACUCCGAUUGCAGCGACGGCGAUGACGAGGAGCAUUGCGACGGAAUUGUGCCCAAGCUGCGAUACACUUGCCCCAAGGGCAAGUUCACCUGCCGGGACUUGAGCUGCAUAUCGAUUGUCCAUCGCUGCGAUGGUCGGGCCGAUUGUCCGAACGAUAGAUCGGACGAGGAGGGCUGUCCCUGUCUUUACGACAAAUGGCAGUGUGACGAUGGCACCUGCAUAGCCAAGGAGCUACUCUGCAACGGCAACAUCGACUGUCCCGAGGACAUUUCCGAUGAGCGCUACUGCGAGGGUGGCUAUGAGGAUGGGGAGUGUCGGUUCGAUGAGUUCCGAUGCGGAACCGGUGAGUGCAUACCGAUCCGUCAGGUGUGCGAUAAUAUCUACGAUUGCAACGAUUAUACCGAUGAGAUUAGCUGCGGCGAAGAGGUGGAUAGCGUGGGCAUACCCAUUGGCCAUUAUCCGCCUAGGCCAGCACCGAAGAACGAAGACUGGCUGCACGAAAUGGACGUCCAUGAUUACCAUGUGUAUCAGCAAAGUCAUACCUGCGAGAGCAAUCAAUUCCGCUGCACUGCCUCAAAUGUCUGCAUCCCGUUGCAUUUGCGAUGCGAUGGCUACUAUCACUGCAAUGAUAUGAGCGAUGAGAAGUCCUGUGAGCAGUAUCAGCGUAGCACUAGUACCCGUCGUCCCUACAUCACCACGCCCACGCACACCUUCACGACCCAGGGCCCGGGCCAGCUGGAGCGAAGCAGCACCCUAGCCAGCAGCACAACCAGCACCACCAGAGCCACCACCGAAGCACCUCCUCGUUGGCCAUGGUCAAUACAAACGACAAGCACCGAGUCCACGACCACUAACCUAAUAACAACAGUCGGCGUAGCGAGCAACUCGCCCCAGUCGUGCCUCGAAAACAUCGAAUUCGCGUGCCACAAUCGCGAUUGCAUUCCGAUUGAGAGCGUCUGCGAUGACAUCCCCGACUGUGGACGCGGCGAAGACGAGGACGACGCUCUGUGCAAGUGUAGCGGCGACAAGUACAAGUGCCAGCGCGGCGGAGGCUGCAUUCCGAAAUCCCAAGUGUGCGAUGGCAAACCUCAAUGCCGCGACCGCAGCGACGAGAGCUCCUGCCACCUCCAUGGAAGAUUUAACAAGACUCGCUUGGGGGUCCAGUGCCUGGACAGUCAGUAUCAAUGUGGCGAUGGAAGCUGCAUCUCCGGCUACAAACACUGCAACGGCAUCAACGAUUGCGCCGAUGCCUCCGACGAAUAUAACUGCAUCUACACCUACGGAGACACCUACGGUAACGACCCGGACAACAAUCCACUGAAUGAAUGUGAUAUCCUUGAGUUUGAAUGUGACUACAGUCAGUGCUUGCCGCUAGAGAAGAAGUGCGACGGCUAUGCAGACUGUGAAGACUUGAGCGACGAGCUCGAGUGUCAGUCGUACACAGACCAUUGUCUAGAGUCUGAGUUCGAGUGCGACGGCUACUGCCUGCCCCGCGAUCAGUUAUGCAACGGAGUUACCACUUGCCAAGAUGGCAGCGACGAACGCAACUGUACUUUCUGCCGUGAAGACGCCUACCUUUGCAACACCGGCGAGUGUGUGGCCGAUAGUCAGAGAUGCAACGGCAUCGCCGAUUGCGCCGACAGCAGCGACGAGCGUCACUGCGCAAGGAGGUAUUGUCCACCCAAUAGGCUAGCCUGCAAUGGCACUUGCGUGAGUCGGAGAAUAAGAUGUGAUGGCAAACGCGAUUGCCUCGAUGGCUACGACGAGAUGUAUUGUCCGGAGACCAACAACCAUUAUCCCACACAAAAACCGAGUCCGAAUCCCAUACCGAGAGCCUGCCGCCUCAAUGAGUGGCAGUGUGCGAAUCUCGAGUGCAUCGAUUUCAGUUUGCAGUGCAAUAAUAUUAAGGAUUGCUCGGAUGGAUCCGAUGAGGACCUCAGCGUUUGCUUCGGCACGGCCACCACCCGACUAAGGCCCAGCGACUGUGGCCCGGAUCAGUUCUACUGCGAUGAGUCUUGCUAUAAUCGUUCGGUUCGAUGCAAUGGCCAUAUGGAUUGCUCUGAUGGCAGUGAUGAGUUGGGAUGCUCCAUAAAGUCACUGCCAUGUCCCCAGCACCAGUGCCCCAGUGGCAGGUGUUACUCGGAAACUGAGCGAUGCGAUCGCCACAGGCACUGCGAGGAUGGCUCCGAUGAGGCCAACUGUACCGCCAUCCUGUGCAAGGAUAACGAGUUCCUCUGCUUCGAUCGCCAGUUCUGCAUAAAUGCAACCCAGCAGUGUGAUGGCUACUACGACUGCCGAGACUUUUCCGACGAGCAGAACUGCAUUGGCUGUGCCGCCAAUCAGUUCCGUUGCAAUAAUGGCGACUGCGUUUCCGCAUCGGCUCCCUGCGAUGGAAUCCCUCAGUGCAGUGACCAUUCCGAUGAACUCAACUGUGGUGGAGGCCAUGAAUGUCUGCCCAACCAAUUCCGCUGCAACAGUGGCCAGUGCGUGAGCUCCGCAGUGCGCUGUAACGGAAGGACCGAUUGCCAGGAUAGCUCCGAUGAACAGAAUUGUGGUCAUCACCAUGUUGAGGUCAGCCAAGGGAGCACCGGAAGUCCUACAACUACUAGCACAACGGCCAUAACGCCACUGAGAAUCAUCUGCCCGCCCACCUCGUUCAAGUGCGAAAACGGACCCUGUAUUUCGCUGGGUCUGAAGUGCAAUGGCCGGGUGGAUUGUCCAUAUGAUAGUAGCGAUGAGGCGGAUUGUGGCCACAUCAGCAACGAUAUUGAUCCUGGAAACAACAACAAUUCUGGACGCGGAUCGCCCCAGUUCAAUCUCAAGACCUAUCCAGACAGCCAGAUCAUCAAGGAGAGUCGCGAGGUCAUCUUCCGUUGCCGAGACGAAGGUCCCACACGCGCCAAGGUCAAGUGGUCCCGUCCCGGUGGACGACCUCUGCCCCCUGGCUGCACCGAUCGCAACGGCCGCCUGGAGAUCCCCAACAUUAGGGUUGAAGAUGCUGGCACCUAUGUUUGCGAGGCUGUGGGCUAUGCCAGCCACAUUCCUGGCCAGCAGGUCACCGUAAACCUCAACGUCGAGCGCUAUAACGAUGUGGGAUCCCGUCCGGACACAGCCUGCUCAGAAUACCAGGCCACCUGCAUGAACGGCGAGUGUAUUGAUAAGUCGGGCAUCUGCGAUGGAACUCCAGACUGCUCGGACUCCUCCGAUGAGCAGAGCUGCAGUUUGGGUCUCAAGUGCCAGCCCAACCAGUUUAUGUGCGCCAAUUCCAAGUGCGUGGAUCGCACCUGGCGCUGUGACGGCGAGAACGACUGUGGUGAUAAUUCCGACGAGACCUCUUGCGAUCCAGAGCCCAGUGGUGCUCCCUGCCGUUACAACGAGUUCCAGUGUCGCAGUGGUCAUUGCGUCCCCAAGAGCUUCCAGUGCGACAAUGUGCCCGAUUGUGCCGACGGCACCGAUGAAGUUGGUUGCAUGGCCCCGACUCCGAUCCGCCCGCCACCCCAAUCGGUCGCCCUGUUGGAAUACGAAGUGCUCGAGCUGACCUGUGUGGCCACCGGAACACCAACGCCGACGAUCGUUUGGCGUCUGAACUGGGGUCAUGUUCCCGACAAGUGCGAAUCGAAGAGCUAUGGCGGAACUGGAACCUUACGCUGUCCCGAUAUGAGACCACAAGACAGUGGAGCUUACUCGUGCGAGAUCAUUAAUACACGUGGCACCCACUUUGUGACCCCCGACACCAUUGUCACCGUAACCCCGGUGCGUACAGAUGUCUGCGAAGCUGGAUUCUUCAACAUGCUGGCCCGCAAAUCGGAGGAGUGCGUCAACUGCUUCUGUUUCGGAGUGUCCAAGACCUGCGACAGUGCCAAUUUGUUCAUCUACGCCAUCCAGCCACCGAUCCUAUCGCAUCGCGUUGUUAGUGUGGAACUGAGUCCCGGUCGCCAGAUUGUCAUCAAUGAGGCUGCUCCAGGUCAGGACCUGCUCACUCUGCACCAUGGCGUUCAGUUCCGGGCUUCGAAUGUUCACUUCGGUGGCCGGGAAACACCCUACUUGGCCUUGCCCGUGGAAUAUAUGGGCAACCAGCUGAAAUCAUAUGGCGGAAAUCUGGUCUACGAGGUUAGCUACAUGGGCAAUGGAAGACCCGUCAAGGGACCAGAUGUUAUAAUCACCGGCAAUCGUUUCACGUUAACUCAUCGGGUACCAACUCAACCGGGUCAAAACAACAAGGUGAGGAUUCCCUUCCUGCCAGGAGGCUGGCAGAAGCCCGACGGUCGCAAGGCCUCUCGAGAGGAGAUCAUGAUGAUACUGGCCAAUGUGGACAAUAUUCUGAUUCGUCUUGGCUACCUCGAUAGCACCGCUCGCGAAGUGGACCUCAUAAAUAUUGCCUUGGACUCGGCGGGAAGUUCUGAUCACGGAUUGGGCAGUGCCUCUCUUGUGGAGAAGUGCUCGUGUCCAUCUGGUUAUGUUGGUGAUUCGUGUGAGUCCUGCGCCUCUGGCUAUGUGAGGCAGCCUGGCGGUCCUUGGCUGGGUCACUGUGUGCCGUUUGUUCCGGAACCUUGUCCAUCAGGCACCUACGGAGAUCCUCGACGUGGUGUGCCCUGCAAGGAGUGUCCUUGCCCACAUACCGGCAGCAAUAACUUUGCCAGUGGCUGCCAACAGAGUCCCGAUGGCGACGUGGUAUGCCGAUGCAAUGAGGGUUACACGGGCAGGAGAUGCGAACAGUGUGCAGCUGGCUACCAGGGCAAUCCAUUGGCUCCGGGAGGGGUUUGUCGCCGAGUUCCCGAUACUUCUUGCAAUGUGGAUGGCACCUACAAUAUCUACAGCAAUGGAACAUGCCAGUGCAAGGACAGCGUGAUUGGCGAACAGUGCGACACGUGCGCCGCCAAGAGUUUCCACCUCAAUUCCUUCACCUACACCGGCUGCAUCGAGUGCUUCUGUAGCGGUGUAGGCUCGGACUGUGGUAGUAGUACAUGGUAUCGCGACCAGGUCACGAGCACUUUUGGACGAUCGCGUGUUAAUCAUGGAUUUGCUCUGAUCACCGACUAUAUGCGUGUUACCCCGGAAACCGUACCGGUGUCCACGGCCGCAGUACCCAAUGCGUUGAGCUUUACUGGAUCGGCUGAGCAGGCUGGCAAUACGCUAUACUGGAGUCUGCCAGCACCCUUCCUGGGCAACAAGCUGACUUCGUAUGGUGGCAAAUUGAGCUACACCCUGAGCUACAGUCCCCUGCCCAGUGGCAUAAUGUCUCGUAACAGUGCCCCGGAUGUGGUGAUCAAGAGUGGCGAGGAUCUGAGGCUCAUCCAUUACAGGAAAUCACAGGUCAGCCCCAGUGUGCCCAACACGUAUUCCGUGGAGAUCAAGGAGAGUGCCUGGCAGCGCGGCGACGAAGUUAUUGCCAAUCGAGAACACGUAUUAAUGGCCCUCAGCAAUAUUACCGCCAUCUACAUCAAGGCCACGUACACCACUAGCACCAAGGAGGCCUCGUUGCGUCAGGUGACUUUGGAUACUGCCUCGCCCACAAAUCUUGGCACAGCACGUGCCGUCGAAGUGGAACAAUGCCGCUGUCUCGAGGGCUAUUUGGGUCUUUCCUGCGAACAGUGUGCUCCUGGCUACACCCGCGACCCAGAGGGAGGAAUCUAUCUGGGUAUCUGCAGGCCUUGUGAGUGCAAUGGACAUUCCAAAUAUUGCAACAGCGAUACCGGAGACUGUGAAAGCUGUUCUGACAACACCGAAGGACCAAACUGUGAGCGAUGCGCCCCCGGUUAUGUUGGUGAUGCUACCCGUGGAACUAUUUACGACUGCCAGCCCGAUGACAACUACUCGAGGCCUCGUCCUCCUGCACCCGGAAAUCAAACAUUCGACUGUAACGUCUAUUGCCAGCCGGAAGGUACAUACGCUUGCCGCGGCAACGAUUGCCAGUGCAAGAGGAAUGUGAUUGGAGAUCGAUGCGACCAGUGCCGUCCCGGAACCUACGGUCUUUCUGCCAAAAAUCCAGAUGGCUGCAAGGAGUGCUACUGCUCCGGAUUGACCAGUCAGUGCCGUUCGGCGCCUCUGUACCGCCAGCUGAUACCAGUGGACUUCAUCCUCAGCGCACCCUUGAUUACCGAUGACAAUGGAGAGGUCGUGGAUACGGAGAACUUAACGCCCGACAUAUCCAACAAUAUGUAUACCUACUCGCACCUAACCUACCUGCCCAAAUACUGGAGUCUGCGUGGCAGUGUGCUGGGCAACCAGCUCGCUUCCUACGGCGGUAGCCUGGCGUACAGCCUAAUCGUGGAGAGUUAUGGCCACUACGAACGUGGCCAGGAUUUGAUACUGAUUGGCAAUGGACUCAAGCUGAUCUGGUCGCGACCCGAUGGAAAUGACGACCAGGAGGAGUUCAACGUGCGAUUGCAUGAGGAUGAGCAAUGGAUGCGUCAGGAUGGUGGAUCAGCAUUACCGGCUACCCGGUCAGAUUUCAUGACUGUCCUAACUGAUCUGCAGCACAUAUUGAUCCGAGCCUCACCCAAGGUGCCCACGGAACGCACUUCGAUCGGCAAUGUCAUCCUGGAGAGUUCGGUGAGCACAAGGACACCGGGAGCCACGCAUGCCUCAGACAUUGAGUUGUGCCAGUGUCCAUCCGGAUAUACGGGAACUUCUUGUGAGUCCUGCGCACCACUCUACUACCGUGACUCCAGCAGAACCUGCAGUCCGUGUCCGUGCGAUGCUGCCAACACUGAGUCCUGCGCUUUGGGCAGCGGCGGUUACGUCGAAUGUCGUUGCAAGGCCCGCUGGAAGGGCGAUCGCUGUCGCGAAAUUGAAACAAACGACCCCACUCUGGGACCAGAUACCGGCAUUGACGAUCCCGUGCGCACCCAGAUCAUCGUGUCGAUUGAGAAACCAGAGAUCACCAUUGUGCCAGUCGGCGGAUCACUGACCCUCAGCUGUACCGGUCGAAUGCGCUGGAGCAAUAGCCCAGUCAUUGUGAACUGGUACAAGGAAAACAGUCAACUGCCCGCUGACGUCGAUGUCGAGGGAGGUGACCUGCAUCUGUUCAACCUGCAGAUCAGCGAUUCUGGAGUCUACAUCUGCCAAGCCGUCAACAACGAAACCACACACGUCUUCAAGGACACCGUGUCCAUCACCAUUUCCCAGAUUAACCAGCGCUCGCCGGCCCAAAUUAUCGACUUGCCAAGCCACGUCACUUUCGAUGAGUAUGUUAGCAACGAGAUCAUCUGCCAGGUGCGCGGCAACCCAGCACCCGUUGUAACCUGGGCUCGAGUGGAUGGACUUGCCGAUGCCCAAAGUACACAGACAUACGACAACCGUCUGUUCUUCGACUCGCCCAGGAAAUCGGACGAAGGUCGCUAUCGUUGCCAGGCGGAGAAUGCCCUGAGCAGGGAUGAGAAGUACGUGGUCGUCUAUGUCCAUAGUAAUUCUCCCCAGCCACCACCGCCGCAGGAUCGCUUGUACAUCACCCCGGAGGAAGUCAAUGGCGUGGCCGGUGAAUCCUUCCAGUUGGUCUGUCAGUUCACUAGUGGAGCCUCUCUCCGCUACGAUUGGUCUCACGACGGUCGCCCCCUGUCCUCUUCGGCCUACCGAAAUGUCCAGAUCCGUGGCAAUGUCCUAGAAGUUCGCGAGGCCACCGAACGGGACUCUGGCGUCUACACUUGUGUGGCCUUUGACCUUCGCACACGUCGCAACUUCACCGAGAACGCCCAAGUUUAUAUCGAGCGACGCGGGGAGCCACCAAUCCUUGGCGACAAACCAAAGAUCACAAGCUUGGAGCAGAAUAUCCUGAUCGUGCAAGGCCAGGAUUAUAGCAUUACCUGCGAGGCCAGCGGAACGCCAUAUCCCUCGAUCAAGUGGGCCAAGGUGCACGACAAUCUGGCCGACAAUGCCCACAUCAGUGGCAAUGUGCUGACCAUCUACGAAGCCCGCCUUGAGAACCGUGGCGUCUACACCUGUGUCGCCGAAAAUGCCCAUGGCUCCGACCUGUCCAGUACAAGUAUCGACGUUGAACCUCGGGAGCGACCGAGCCUUAAGAUUGAGUCGGCGCCCCAGGAACCAUUAACGAUUGGCUCACCGACGUCCCUCUACUGCAGCGUAGAGGGUAUACCCACUCCGACCGUCGAGUGGGUUCGAGUGGACGGCCAACCGCUAUCGCCGCGUCACAAGAUCGAGGGACCCGGAUACAUGGUGAUCGAAGACAUUCAGAUUGCCGAUAGCGGCGACUACGAGUGUCGGGCGAAGAACACAGUGGGCGAAGCGAGCGCUGUGGCGAACAUUGUCGUCCAUGAGCCAACUCUCGUCCAGAUACUGCCUGACACCUCAAGCGUUAGACUCACCGAGGGCGAUGAACUCUCAUUGACCUGCAUAGCCAGUGGCUUCCCCAAUCCCACUGUAUAUUGGAUACCACCGAAUCGGGACAGGAGCGUUUACUCGGGACCGGAGCCCCAGGGCAAUAGGGCCCUGCUCAAGAUCUACCAGGUGACCCAAGCGCAUGCGGGCAUAUACACGUGCAGCGGCAACAAUGAGGCUGGUAACGAUGUACGCCACGUUCGCGUAGAGGUCCAACAGAAACGUGGUGACAUAUCAGAAGUGGAUGCAGAUUCCGAUUCGAAUAAUCCGUACUAUCCAACGCAACGUCCUCCAGUCCAACAGACGGGCAACAACCAACGCUUCUCGACCGAUUAUGGUGAAAAUGUGUCCCUGACCUGCGACAUUUAUCCGAGAGUGAACACCGAGUGGGAACGCGUCGAUGGCCAGCCCUUGCCUAACAACGCCCACAUUUCGGGCAAUAAGCUGAAUAUUGUGCAUGUGACGCAGCAGAAUCUGGGUCUGUACCGCUGCAAUGGAAUCGGUCGCGACGGCAAUGUGGAGUCUUAUGUGGUGAGGGAACUUGUAAUCGUGCCCCUGCCCAGGAUCACUUUCUAUCCCAGCAUUCCACUGACGGUGGAGGUGGGCCAGGAUUUGAAUGUGCAGUGUCUGGUGGAAAACGUGCGACAGGGAGAUGUUUAUUGGAGCACCGACAACAACCGGCCUUUGCCUAGUUCGGUUCACAUCGACGGCAAUGUCCUACGCUUCGAGUCCAUCACUCCGGCAGCGGCCGGUGAAUACCGCUGCUCUGCCUCGAACCAAUAUGGAAAUCGAUCGGAGACCGCUAGAGUUGUAGUAAAGAAGCCCGGUGGCUACACGACAGUUCCGCAGUCGCAGGUGCAAAAUAAGGUAGAGGGCGAAAGCAUCAUGUUGCAAUGCAGUUUGACCCAGUACGGCCAGGAAAAUCACGGCAACGUCCAGUUCCAAUGGUUCCGUGAUGAUGGCAGCGCAUUGCCGCACAAUGCCCAUCCGGAGAGCCAGGUGCUGGUGCUGAACCAUUUGCGACCCGAGGAUGCGGGACGCUAUAUCUGCAACUCGUACGAUUUGGACAGAAGGCAGCAACUGCCAGCCGUCUACAUCGACUUGCAAGUACGACCGGCGACCCCGCCCCCCAACAUCUACCUGACGCCACAAUUACCAGGACGAAGGGCCGACUACAGCCUGAAACUGGAUGAACAAUCCUCAAGCUUGCAAGCUGGUGAGGGCACCAGUGUCGAGUGCUAUUCCUCCGACGACACCUACACCGAUGUCGUCUGGGAACGUGCCGAUGGAGCUCCACUCAGCGAUAACAUUCGGCAAGUGGGCAACCGCCUGGUGAUCACUAACGCGGCCUCAACCGAUGCCGGUAACUAUGUGUGCAAGUGCAAGACGGACGAGGGAGAUCUGUACACCACCAGCUACAAACUUGAGGUCGAGGAUCAGCCUCACGAACUGAAGAGCUCCAAGAUAGUCUAUGCCAAGGUGGGCGCAAAUGCCGACCUGCAAUGUGGAGCCGACGAAAGCCGACAGCCCACCUACCGUUGGUCUCGCCAAUAUGGACAACUUCAAGCGGGACGCAGUCUACUCAAUGAAAAGCUUUCGCUGGAAAGCGUGCAGGCAAACGACGCCGGAACCUAUAUUUGCACGGCCCAAUACAGAGAUGGUGAGACGGUGGACUUCCCCAACAUUCUGGUUGUGACGGGGGCCAUUCCCCAGUUCCGGCAGGAACCCCGCAGCUACAUGAGCUUCCCCACUCUACCGAACUCCUCGUUUAAGUUCAACUUCGAACUGACCUUCCGACCGGAAAUUGGCGAUGGGCUGCUGCUCUUCAAUGGACAAACCCGCGGAAGCGGUGACUACAUCGCGUUAUCGCUGAAGGAUCGCUAUGCGGAGUUCCGCUUUGAUUUCGGUGGCAAGCCAUUGCUAGUACGAGCCGAGGAGCCACUGGCGCUGAACGAGUGGCACACGGUCCGUGUGAGUCGCUUCAAGAGGGAUGGAUACAUCCAGGUGGAUGAACAACAUCCGGUGGCAUUCCCCACCCUGCAGCAGAUACCUCAACUGGACCUGAUCGAAGAUCUGUACAUUGGCGGAGUGCCCAACUGGGAACUGCUUCCCGCCGAGGCAGUUAGUCAGCAGCUGGGCUUUGUGGGUUGCAUCAGCCGUUUAACCUUGCAGGGACGCACCGUGGAUCUGAUGCGGGAGUCCAAGUUCAAGGAGGGCAUCAACGAUUGCCGUCCCUGUGCCCAAGGUCCGUGUCAAAACAAGGGCGUGUGCUUGGAGAGUCAGACGGAGCAGGCCUACACCUGCGUUUGCCAGCCGGGGUGGACUGGAAGAGAUUGUGCCAUUGAGGGUACCCAGUGUACGCCAGGAGUCUGCGGCGCCGGACGCUGCGAAAAUACAGAAAACGAUAUGGAGUGUCUGUGCCCACUGAACCGAUCCGGAGACCGAUGCCAGUAUAAUGAGAUUUUGAAUGAACAAAGCCUUAACUUUAAGGGCAACAGCUUCGCAGCUUACGGAACUCCUAAAGUCACCAAAGUCAACAUCACACUCUCUGUGCGUCCAUCUAGUUUGGAGGACUCCGUGAUACUGUAUACGGCAGAAUCUACCUUGCCCAGCGGCGAUUAUUUGGCGCUGGUACUUCGUGGUGGCCACGCAGAGCUGCUGAUCAAUACGGCCGCUCGUUUGGAUCCAGUGGUGGUGCGAUCUGCGGAACCGCUGCCCCUGAAUCGCUGGACCAGAAUCGAGAUAAGACGUCGCCUGGGCGAGGGAAUCUUGCGUGUGGGCGAUGGACCAGAGCGAAAGGCCAAGGCACCGGGAUCAGAUCGCAUUUUGUCCCUCAAAACGCCCCUCUUUGUGGGUGGCUACGAUCGGUCGACGGUCAAGGUCAACAGGGAUGUGAACAUAACCAAGGGCUUCGAUGGCUGCAUCUCCAGGCUGUACAAUUUCCAAAAGGCCAUUGAUCUCUUAGCUGACAUCAAGGAUGCGGCCAACAUCCAAAGUUGUGGGGAGACAAAUGAAGUAGGUGGCGAUGAGGAUGGCGACAACGAGCCACCAGUUCCCCCUCCGUCUCCAGAAGUCCACGAGAAUGAGCCAUACGCGAUGGCUCCUUGUGCCAGCGAUCCUUGUGAAAACGGAGGAAGCUGCAGUGAACAGGAGGACAUCGCCAUAUGCUCCUGUCCAUUCGGUUUCAGUGGAAAGUUCUGCCAGGAGCACCUCCAACUGGGCUUUAAUGCCUCAUUCCGCGGCGAUGGAUACGUAGAGCUUAAUCGCAGCCAUUUCCAAUCCGCCUUAGAGCAAUCCUACACCUCUAUCGGCAUAGUCUUCACCACCAACAAGCCAAACGGACUUCUGUUCUGGUGGGGCCAAGAGGCCGGAGAGGAGUACACCGGACAGGACUUCAUCGCUGCCGCUGUAGUGGAUGGCUAUGUUGAGUUCUCCAUGAGACUCGAUGGCGAGGAGGCUGUGAUCCGAAACAGCGACAUCAGCGUAGACAAUGGGGAGCGUCACAUUGUAAUCGCUAAGCGGGACGAAAACACCGCCAUGCUGGAGGUCGAUCGCAUGCUGCACUCGGGUGAAACGAGACCCACCAGCAAAAAGUCGAUUAAGCUGCCGGGCAAUGUGUUUGUCGGUGGCGUUCCUGAUAUCGCGGCAUUCACGGGCGCCCGCUACAAGUACAACUUGAACGGCUGCAUAGUGGUCGUCGAGGGCGAAACCGUGGGCCAAAUUAACCUUAGUUCAGCUGCCGUCAAUGGAGUGAAUGCCAACGUUUGUCCCGCUAACGACGAGCCCCUGGGAGGAACCGAACCGCCAGUCGUCUGAGGACACAACCAGCAACCGAAAUUAGCUUUUUAAUUAAACAUUAACAAAAUAAACAAAAAGAAAAACAAUUUUUAUAUAUACAACAUAUUAAUAAGCAAGCCUCAAGCAAAACCACAAAAAAAAUUGAAUAUUAUUAUAUGUCGAAAGAUAAUAUGAGAAACAAAAAAAAAACAAAAAAUCAAGAAACGAUCACUUCUACUACAAUUGCUUCUUCGAUCCUUAAGUCUAGGUUAAAGAUUGUAGCAAGAAAAAAGCAAGAAUAUCACAAACAUUUAUUUAACAUAAACGCCAUGCGAGAAGUGAAACGAAACAGAAACAAUAAUGCAAGUACUGCAGAUAAUACCAGAUAAUACAGAUAAAGCCUAGAACCCUAAGGACUAACUAACUAACUAACUCGAGCAACAACAACGCAUACUAGCCAACUGCAACCACAAACAACCACAAUAGUGACGGCAUUUUAAUUAUAAUUUUAGUCUCUAGCUUAUAACUAUGACUACGAAUCGUUUUUUUUGUGAACCCAGUGUAAAAUGUUGGAAAUUGGAAAUUGGCCCCACACAUACACAUACACAUACACAUACAUACACAAGUUAUUAAUUAAAUAUCAAUUGAUACCAUAUUAUGCUAAAUGAAGUACAUACUACGAAUGCAACUAUUGUGAACGAACGAAAGCCGUUGAGUGGAUAAAAGCAAAGCAAAAGCAGAAGAUAUAUUAAAAUGAAAUCAACAUCA
Drosophila eugracilis is the source of this 14858-nucleotide messenger RNA. It is a transcript of the gene trol, whose product is annotated as basement membrane-specific heparan sulfate proteoglycan core protein. Gene Ontology annotation, molecular function: cell-cell adhesion mediator activity. Gene Ontology annotation, cellular component: cell-cell junction; plasma membrane; axon. The transcript has 49 exons. Gene Ontology annotation, biological process: dendrite self-avoidance; homophilic cell-cell adhesion; axon guidance. Bases 249 to 14129 code for a protein of 4626 amino acids. Lineage: Eukaryota; Metazoa; Arthropoda; Insecta; Diptera; Drosophilidae. The record is from RefSeq and is a predicted model, not a curated record.